UCCAUUUCCACUUUCUCUCUCGUCUCUCUCCUUCUUCCACGAAGUAAAAGUAAACAACAACUCAGCGUCAGUUACCAAAAAAAAAAAAAAAAAAACUCAUCACUUUAAUUUCUCUGUUAAACACAUUAAUCAAUAAAUCCGUGAGAUUUUAAUUUUUUUUUCUUUGAUGAAAUGGUGAAGAAAAAAGUACCGGAAUGGCUCAACAGUUCGCUCUGGUCUACAAAUCCUUCUUCCUCCACCACCGCUACCACCGCCGACGACGAUCGCCUCCACCGCUACUCCUCCGCUAAGCUCUCUUCUACUACCGAGGUAACCGAAUCUAUUAUCCAGCCGCCGCUUCCCGUUCCGCCGCCGCCUCCUCCUCCUGCUGUAAAGAGUGAGCAAAUCAGAAGUAGAGAGAAAGAUUCGCGUAAUUCUGGUGUUAGUAGUGCUAAAAAUGAUAAUAAUAUUAGUACUAUAUAUAAUAAUUAUGAUAAUGAUAAUGAUACUGAAGCCUCCGUUACUACUCCGUCUGCUGACGAUAUUUCUAGACAGGCUCAGCUCUUGACCGAGUUGUCGAGGAAGGUUGUAAAUAUGAAGGAAUUGAGGAGAAUUGCCUCUCAAGGGAUACCGGAUGGUGCCGGUAUUCGUUCGACCGUCUGGAAGCUUUUGCUAGGGUAUUUGCCGGCCGAUAGAUCUCUUUGGUCGAGUGAAUUAGCUAAGAAGAGGUCUCAGUACAAGCAUUUUAAAGAUGAACUGUUAAUGAAUCCUUCAGAGAUUGCAAGGAGGUUGGAGAAAUCUACAGGGUCCGAGAACGACGAGUCAAAAGGUGAAAAUCGUUGUGCGCUUUCAAGGUUAGAAAUAACCCAUGGAGAGCAUCCUUUGAGCCUUGGCAAGACUAGCGUCUGGAAUCAAUUCUUCCAGGAUACAGAGAUCAUAGAGCAAAUUGAUCGAGAUGUCAAACGUACUCAUCCAGAUAUGCACUUCUUUUCUGGGGACUCGUCUUUUGCAAAAUCUAAUCAGGAUGCCUUGAGAAAUAUACUAAUUAUAUUUGCCAAGUUAAAUCCGGGUAUAAGAUAUGUUCAAGGGAUGAAUGAAAUUCUCGCGCCACUUUUCUAUGUAUUCAGAAAUGACCCAGAUGAGGAAAUGGCUGCUUGUGCCGAAGCAGAUACAUUUUUUUGUUUUGUCGAGUUAUUGAGUGGAUUCCGGGAUCAUUUCUGUCAGCAACUAGAUAACAGUGUUGUUGGAAUUCGUUCCACAAUUACAAGGUUGUCACAACUUUUGAAGGAACAUGAUGAGGAACUUUGGCGCCAUCUUGAGGUUACGACCAAGGUCAACCCCCAGUUUUAUGCGUUUAGGUGGAUUACUCUUCUCUUGACUCAGGAAUUCAAUUUCGCAGAUAGCCUCCACAUUUGGGACACACUUCUUAGCGACCCUGAGGGUCCUCAGGAGACUGUACUUCGAAUAUGCUGUGCGAUGUUAGUCCUUGUCCGGAGGCGUCUGCUAGCAGGGGAUUUCACUUCGAAUCUGAAGCUACUCCAGAACUAUCCGCCAUCAAACAUCAGCCAUUUGCUAUAUGUAGCAAAUAAGUUGCGCACACAACCAUCAGGCUAAUUGAUCUUACCACUCUUUCUUAGUCUCUUUUUAUCAGUCUCUCUCCCUCUUAUUUUGUGUUUGAAAAUUCGUUGAUUGUAAAUUACUUGGUAUAUAUGUUGGUUGAUGUUAACAGCUAACAUGAGGGGAGUUUCUCCUAUUUUCUUCUUUUUUAUUCGUUCCAUGCAUCUUUUGAUAUAGUUUUUUUUCUUCUUUAGUUCUGUAUUCUAGGUCGGGAUAGUGAACUGUUAUUCUAUCUUGUAUUUUGGAAAUUUAUAGGUUUUGUA
Molecule: messenger RNA, 1859 nt
Organism: Mercurialis annua (annual mercury)
Lineage: Eukaryota; Viridiplantae; Streptophyta; Magnoliopsida; Malpighiales; Euphorbiaceae
Exons: 9
Coding region: 172-1593 (473 amino acids)
Biological process (GO): activation of GTPase activity; intracellular protein transport
Molecular function (GO): GTPase activator activity
Source: RefSeq, a predicted model, not a curated record